Messenger RNA from Acanthaster planci (crown-of-thorns starfish), 2747 nucleotides. RefSeq names its product bone morphogenetic protein 5-like. The record is from RefSeq and is a predicted model, not a curated record. Gene Ontology annotation, cellular component: extracellular region. Gene Ontology annotation, molecular function: cytokine activity; growth factor activity. Lineage: Eukaryota; Metazoa; Echinodermata; Asteroidea; Valvatida; Acanthasteridae. Gene Ontology annotation, biological process: regulation of cell population proliferation; transforming growth factor beta receptor signaling pathway.
CAAAUUGCCACUUCGCCCUCGCCUCUUACGCGGUCAGUUGGCAAAGUUUUACAACAGCAGUAGAGCAAAGCCCGGCCGGCGUGUAAACUACUGACAAGGGGUGUUCGUGACGCGUAAUUAAAAGUCAUCACGGGGUCGACUGCAGUAUCUGCGUCGGGGCGACUCCGGUAGGAAGUGAGCACGCUCCACCACCCACGUGAGUAAUUAAACAUUCUUGUGACUGAGAGGGCUCCGGGAUUGGUUGGCCGUGAUUACGUGGCAGACACUAUGGGUCCACUGUGCAGCGCCGGUAUUAAAAGACAGUCGGGGGAGAACUAACCGGCGAUUUCAAAUUCAGCCAGUGCCGCGAGUUCGGAUUUGAAGUACAUAGCGUGGUUCAGCGCUGGUCGCACUGUGUACCGUCAUCACCGCCGUUUUUCCCCUACCCCGUCGUGCCCUGAUGCUGUUUGUGCACGACGCCGUUGUUCGCCUCCCGCUUCGCUCCAAAAAUGCCUACCCAUGCCAAAGAUCAACCGUCAGUACUGGCCCUCGUGUUGUGCCUGCUCGGCGCCGCGCGCGUCGCCAGCCUACCGCCGGUCCUCUAUCGGGCCCGCGCCGUAACCAGUGGAGCCCACCAGCACCCAGCUAACCCAGGCCGGGCCGCGGACAUCGACAGCCGCAGCAGGGAGGAGAGGCGGAACGAGGCCAUCAUGGAUUCUAUUCUUGUCACCUUGCACAUGGAGGAGCCCCCCUCGCCCGAAGUGAUCGCCCGGGUUAAGGCGAACCUGUCUCCCGAGGAACUCGCAGACGCCCUCAGACAGUAUGAGGACGCAGUACGGGAACAUUCAAUCUCUGAUUCAAUCAUUCCAACAAAAACUCCAAUCCAUCAACCACCCAGGCGGGAGGUCCAUCAAUACCAUUCAAUAGGUUCAUCGAAGGAAAACGUUCACUUUAGUCGACAUUUGAAACCCGUCACAUUGUUUUUCGGUGGGGACGCUGUUUCGUCCAGCCGGCAUGCUAAUGAUGUCGCGGACGCGAAACUCAAAUUGUACCUCCGCCCCCACCCAACCGGUCACGCCCACCGCCGUCGGUCGAAGGCUAAAACGGUAACAUGCUCCGUGUACAUGGUUCGCCGAGAUAACACCUCUACGGCUGAGGUGAGCACAGGACUGCUGGCGGGCAGCGAGGUGGAACUCCUGGACUCCAGGGAACUUUCCAUCUACUCCCCCGGCUGGAAGACGUUCCACAUCUCGCCGGCGGUACGCGCGUGGCUGGACGGGCCCCAGGGCGAGCUGGCCCUGGUGGUGACCACCGAGGGGCGCUCGGCCGAGAAGAUUUUCGACUUGGAGCAAGGCUCAGUGGCAGGCCAGACUGCCGCCGUUCAGCCACGGGUGGAGGUGCUCUACCACGAGGCAAGCCCCGUCUUCAGCCGGGAGAGACGGCAAGCAGGGCAGCACGAUUACGACUGCUCGCUCGGGGACGGAGUCACGACCUGUUGCCGCUACGGGCAGAACGUCAGCUACAGCGAACUUGGGUGGAGCGAUUGGAUCAUACAGCCCUCCCACUACGUCUCGUACCAGUGCGCGGGGGACUGUCCCACCAAUUUCCGUCCGGCCACCGCCUACUCUCGGAUCAAAUCUUUGAUGCACGCCAUCGAUCCCGACGAUUGGAACGCUCCGUGUUGCGCGCCCACAAGAUUUGGGUCGACCGCUUACUUGUUCGUGAACGGCACCGGUGGUCUCGAGAUUGCCGUACAAAGGGACUCUGUGGUGUUAGAAUGUCAGUGUCUAUGAGGAGAACUUCUUUUCAGGUCUUUGCGUUCCAACCGAGCUUUCUGUUGAAAAAAAAAAGAGAAAAACCAUCAGAUUUGAGCUGUUGAGCUUCAAUUUUAUUAACUGUAGAAACACACACUAUAUUGUAUGAUAAAUGCAUUUUAAACUAAGUUAUUUAUAUGUUUGUCUGACGUAAGUAGUUCAAGGCAUGUAAUGCAAUCUUUAAUUAAAACGUAAGGCAGCUUGACAGAACUUGCAGUGUAAAACUUGCACGUAAAAUGGGUAAAGAUCGGUCGUCCUAAAAUGUUAUUAGGAACAAAGGUUGUAAUCUGUGCGACAACUACGUUCGAGAUACUCUGCGUUUCGAUCAUCUCUGUCGUCCUUAUUAUGCGCUAGGAUAUGCUGAUUUUUCGGGAUGCAUGACGUAAUUUUUUGGAAUUCUCAUUGGAUAAAAGUUUUCGGAACAAAAACGCAGGGUCGACCCUUUUUGCGUGGGCCGUGACACGUGCGCACAGGAUGACGUGCAUUGAACGAGGUAGCAGGUUUCACACAAGGCUUAGCGGCCUUUGUUCUUCCUUCACAACUUUCUGUGGAUGUUAUACAAAUACAGUAUGGUUUGAGGGGAAGUAUUUGGAAUUACUGGUCCCUUGGAGAAGGUCAGCUCGACUACCUCCCGACGCGAAGCGGAGGAAGUUAGUCAAACUGACCUACACCGAGGGACCAGUAAUUCUCACUGUUUUCCCGAAAUAAACCAUGCUGCUUUUUUUUUUUACUACACUUCAUAAAUAUUCAAACAGAAAUCUGACGUUACUUGUACUUACAGACACUCACAGAUAGUGGAGUGGAGUCUGGUGCUGACAUACGUUUUGGAUCUUUACUGUAAUAGUUAUUAGGAUACUACUCCAGACUGGUUCCGUAAAGAUUACAUAACACAGACUACAUAUUUACGCGGCAGGUUCUAGAGGGAUUUUUUGAUGCUACCAGAAAAAAAAAAAA